Messenger RNA from Drosophila willistoni, 1540 nucleotides. RefSeq lists its product as uncharacterized. The transcript has 8 exons. Bases 851 to 1516 code for a protein of 221 amino acids. NCBI's taxonomy places the organism in Eukaryota, Metazoa, Arthropoda, Insecta, Diptera, Drosophilidae. The record is from RefSeq and is a predicted model, not a curated record.
UUACAUUGAAUAUAAACCAAAUAGUUGUCAAUCGGACAGAGAAAAACCCAGUCUAAAAUGUUGGCCUUAAUGUACUACAAAUUGCUAGUAAUUCUUGCAUUUGCCUGCUUCGCAUCUGCGGUAUUGGUUCUAAAGCGUGUAGAACCAUGGGACGAGAAUUCCAUGCAGCCCUAUUUAACCAAUUUUCCAGGCCGUCUAGAGAAAUAUAGUUAUGAUGAGGAUGCGGACGAAGAUGAAGAUGAGCUGAGUGAAACCGCGAUGAAAAUUCUCACUGGUUAACUGCCGUACCCCUAAAAAUAUGAUAUGUUUAAAUACACAUAUUAUAAAAAAAGUUAUAUAAAGCGUGUUAAAAAAUUUGUGUUAUUUAUUGAAAAAAAAAAUCAAUAUUGUGAAUAUUGGCAAAGACAUUAUCCUUAUGCUCCACAUAGUCAUAGACAGAUCUAAGUACCAAACUGACCUUGACUUCAAUUUCAUGCAAAUAUUUAACGCGGUUAAUUGUUAGGUGUAAUUAAAUUAGCUUCGGUAUUAUAUUAAACUAAACAUAACCCAAAUAGUCGUACGAUUUGUUAGAGAGACAAGUAGUUUGAAAUGUCGAUCGCAUUUGAGUACAAACUCCCAUAUAAACAUUGGAUGAAAUAGGAUGCUAUAUUCGAACCCCUGUAGUUAAGAGCAACAAAAAUACAUACAUGCAAGGGUAUACAAACUUCAGUGUGGCAAAAGUUAACAUCGCUUUGCACUUUUCGUUUUUCUAUGCAUUUGCAAUUGAUUAUCAUCAGCGCAAAAGUGUUUCACCGUGUGAAUUUCCAAAUUUUCCUUCUUUUUCUUUUCAAGUUUAAAUAAUAAAUUAAGAAUGCCUGUUACAAGGAGCCAAACAGCCAAGCUCGCGUCUGAACAGCGCCAAGAAACCCCUAAUGUUGACCCCAAUGUUGUCGCCAAUGUUGACGCCAACGUUGUUGCAGUCAACAACGACCUGGAGAAGGAAGUUGAAGAUCUUCGGGUGAAGAUGAGAAAUAUGGUUGCAGUCAACAACGACCUGGUGAAGGAAAAUGAAGAUCUUCGGGUGAAGUUGAGUAAUGUUGUGGCGGACAUAACACAGUUGCGGGAAAAGGUUGACUCCAUUGCCGCGGAUCAGGGCGCCAUAAAAGAGGUCUUGACCGAGGUUGCAGUCCAAAGACAGGCGCCCGAAACACCUUUUCCCCUAAAAUCUCCUGCGGAGAUGCGGCAUUUGGAGUCAACCAUUACUCCAGAUAACCAAAGAUCCCAUGUCACUGAAAUGUCUGUUAUUUUGGGUCAAGCCCAUCUAAGAAGGUCCAUAAGAAAGGUGUUCUCCGAUGAGAUGAUUGAUGCGCACAAUAUGGACGGAACACGUGGCAAGUCCAGGUUGCGAAAUUACCCAAAAAUUAUGGAAUGUUUACUGGAAGCGAUCCAGUUAAACAGUAAUGGCGGGCGGGCAAUAGAUGAACUGCGAGGUGCUUGGAAUUCAAGCCAAGAAUGCUAUUAUACAGACGCGGAAUAGGCAUAGAAGCUAAAUAAAUAUUAA